CUAAAGAGAGAAAAAAAACAAGAAGAGAAGACGAAUAUAAGGAAGAACAAUUUAAAGAAAUUUUUUUAAUGGGGUUAUCCAUUCAUUUGACGUCAGGGCUGAGGCAAAUUGAUUUGGGUGUUUGAGGAAGUUCAAAUCCACGUUUCCUUCUUUUUAAGCAUUUCUCUAGUUGAAAUCGGAGUAAAAGGAUCGUCACUGAAUUCGGAGUUAAAAGAGGAACAAAAAUGGCAGGUCCCCAAUGCUGUUCAAACCCACCAACUCUAAACCCCAGCAGCGGCGCCGGCCAUCUUGAAGAACUCGGCGGCCUCACCACCUAUGUCACCGGCUCACCUGACAAACUCGCCGUCCUUUUUAUUACCGAUGUCUACGGAUUUGAAGCUCCACUUUUAAGGAAGCUAGCGGAUAAGGUUGCAGCUGCUGGGUUCUUUGUGGUUGCUCCUGAUUUCUUCAAGGGAGAUCCAUUUGUCCCAGAUGAUGCUAAUAGGCCAAUUCGGGUUUGGUUACAAGAUCAUGGACCUGAGAAGGGUUUUGAUGAUGCGAAGCCAGUUGUGGAAGCUCUGAAAAACAAAGGUAUCUCAGCGAUUGGAGCCGUAGGCAUUUGCUGGGGUGCCAAGGUUGUGGUUGACCUUACAAAGGUGGAAUUAAUUCAAGCUGCUGUGUUGCUACAUCCCUCGUUUGUUACUGUCGAUGACAUCAAAGGGGUCAAAGCUCACAUUUCGGUACUAGGAGCGGAGAUUGAUCACAUGUCUCCUCCAGAACUCUUGAAAGAGUUUGAAGAAGUUUUGUCUGCAAAGCCUGAGGUCGACGGGUUCGUAAAGAUCUUUCCAAAGGUUUCUCAUGGGUGGACUGUGAGGUACAAUAUGGAAGAUGAAGAGGCUGUCAAAUGUGCAGAUGAAGCUCAUGGGGACUUGUUGGCUUGGUUUACUAAAUAUCUCAAGUAAUUGAAUUGGCCAUUGUCAAUCCCUCUUGUUAGUAUCUUUGUGUUGUAGACCAUUUUACUCUUUAAGCUCAGAAUAAGAAAUUUGGAAGAAUAUUUAAACUGUAGCUGUUUUCUAAUAUCUCAGUGAAAAGCAGAGGGACAGUAAUACUGUUAGCAAAUUUGAUGGUGAUGAUUGUACAACGACUUUGCAUUUUCUUGGUGUGAAAUUGAAAUGUAUCUGAUUUUGCUGGAAAAA
Messenger RNA from Benincasa hispida (wax gourd), 1175 nucleotides. RefSeq names its product endo-1,3;1,4-beta-D-glucanase-like. Lineage: Eukaryota; Viridiplantae; Streptophyta; Magnoliopsida; Cucurbitales; Cucurbitaceae. Gene Ontology annotation, molecular function: hydrolase activity. The record is from RefSeq and is a predicted model, not a curated record.